Molecule: messenger RNA, 5122 nt
Organism: Sphaeramia orbicularis (orbiculate cardinalfish)
Lineage: Eukaryota; Metazoa; Chordata; Actinopteri; Kurtiformes; Apogonidae
Product: interferon-induced very large GTPase 1-like
Exons: 3
Coding region: 11-4738 (1575 amino acids)
Molecular function (GO): GTP binding
Source: RefSeq, a predicted model, not a curated record
GCUUCAAAUCAUGGAUGGAAAUGUAAAAAAGCAACCACUGAAGACAUCAGAAGAUGAGCAACAUCAAACAGAAACUGAAACACUGCUCACCAGACUUCACCUUCAAGACAAUUAUGAACACAAGUUGACAUCAGCAGAGUUUCUGAAAAUAGGUUUGUCUAUGAAACAGGACAGUAAUGAUACAACUGAGGAAGAUCUGGCUCAUACUUUUCUUCAUAGGUUAAUGAUGUUAGACUACAGAGUCAGAUAUAUGCCUGUAAAAGAGGACAACACUCAGAUGAUAAAUUCAGAGUUUGAUUCUGACAGUGACUUAGAUUCUCUUUUUAGGAGCAGUAUGGACUUGAAUCUCACAAAAAUGAGUACUAUACAUCCGAUGGACAUUCAGAUGGCAGUAUUUCACUGCUCAGACAGUUUUCUGAAGCAGAACAUGAUCACAAAACUAUCACAGUGUCAGUAUGCCUUACCUUUACUUGUUCCUGAUCCAGUCACUAUGGACAUCGUGUAUCCUCUGUGGACGUUCAGACAAAUCAAAAAAACAUGGAGGAAAACUGAAUCAAAAGAUGAAUCAAAGUUUGUCACCAUGAACUCUAUGCCAAUCUGUAAAGCUGAGACACCCAUGGUGUCAUUUUUCCGCCUGGGUUCACUGUCAGUGUCUAAAUCUCAGCUGAUGAACACUCUGAUCAAUGACCGUCACAACACCUUCUUCCACAGAGACUGUCCAGGCAGCACCAAAUCGCGCCAUCUGUUUGAUGGUGUAGCAGAGAUCGCCUGGUACUGCCCUGCUGGAAAACCCAACGAUGCCUUCAGUGACUGUGUUGCAUUCUGUAAUCUUCAUGGUGAUGCUCUGACAAGUGAAACACAGCGAAACAUCCUGAUGCAACAAUGUUCAGUCAAUGUUGUUCUUGUACCAACACUAGAUAAAAAACAUGGGAGUUUUGCAGUGAUUGCAGGACUUUUCAAGUCUGACAAGCCUCUCAUUCUUCUUACUGCUGAUAAUGACUCUGAUGUAGUUCUGAUGAAAAACAGAAAUUACAUAAUGGGCCUUAAAGACAGAAGCCUAUCAGAUGUUUCUGAAAAGCUAAAAAGAAUUAUUAGAAACAUUUUGUCUGGUCCACAUGAAUCAUUUCAGCUUGAAACCAUGGCCAAAGUCUGUGGAAUCCGAAUGGAUGAAGAUGAUGAGCUCUGUCAAAAGGGGAAGUCUGCUGCCAUGAAAAUACUGAACCUGGUUCAGGGGGUGGAUGUUUCAAAGAUCAAAGAUACAUUUCUUCCAUGUCAAGGCAAACUGUGGCAUGACUGGUGCAAAAUAAACAAAGGCCUGUAUCACCUUAAAGGAGAUCGCCUUGAGGAGGAGAAAUGUAAAAAGAAGAGAGAACUGGAGAAAAUACGAGGAAAUCAAUGCACUGUUUCCUGUAGUGAAGUGAUGAAGUCGUUCACUGAAAGCCUCUCAUCUUUACCUCCAACAGAGAGAGAGUAUUUCCUGAAAUGGACUAAGAUCUUAGUCAAUGCACUUGCCACAGAGGAUCUUUCUUCAAUUCUCCAAAACUAUCAUGAAAAGUGGUCAGAGGUUUUGUUAUUGAAGAAGAAACAUGACAAAUCUGAUCAGUUAAAACUCAAACAAACUGAACUUGAACAAAUAUCAUCAAAACUCCAGUCAGCAACAUUUGGUUUGGAACACAUCUUCAGAGAAAUGGGACAGAUCUAUGAAGCCCAUGAAUGUCUGCACAAACCAACACUGAAUAAACUGACUGACUGGUCUAAAUACCCGGAGCUGGCUGCUGACCUGAUGAUAUCAGGGUACCCAAUGGAGCUGAUGGAUGGAGAUGCAGGUCAUGUGCCUUUAACAUGGAUCUCAAGUCUUUUUGAUGAGGUCAUCAUGAAACUUGGAGACCAGAGGAUUUUUGUUUUGUCAGUUUUGGGCGUACAGAGCAGUGGAAAGUCUACGAUGCUGAAUGCCAUGUUUGGACUCCAGUUUGCUGUGAGUGCAGGCAGAUGCACCAGGGGUGCCUUCAUGCAGCUGGUCAAAGUAUCAGAUGAGAAGAAGAGAGACUUUCAGUUUGACUAUGUUCUUGUGGUGGACACUGAGGGACUGCGUGCUCUUGAGCUGGAGGGUAACUCCACCCUUCACCACGACAAUGAACUGGCAACAUUUAUUGUUGGCGUUGGAAACAUGACUUUGAUUAACAUCUUUGGAGAAAAUCCAGCUGGGAUGGAAGAUGUUCUGCAGAUUGUUGUUCAGGCUUUCAUGAGGAUGAAGAAAGUUAAACUUCUUCCACGUUGUGUGUUUGUUCAUCAGAAUGUCUCAGAUGUUGCAGCUGUAGAGAAAAACAUGGAUGGAAAGAGACGUCUGCAAGAAAAACUUGAUGAAAUGGCCCGACUAGCUGCUGAAGAAGAGGUUUUUGAAGCUGAGAGCUUCAAUGACGUCAUUUCAUUUGAUGUGAAAGAGGAUGUGAAAUACUUUGCUCAGCUGUGGGAGGGAAGUCCACCUAUGGCUCCUCCAAAUCCAGGGUACAGUGAGAGCAUCCAAGACCUGAAGAGCCUAAUCCUCUCCAAAGCUUCACCGUCUGUUGGAGUGACUCUCUCUGAGUUCAAAACCAAAGUUCAGGACCUCUGGAAUGCUCUGAUGAAUGAAAACUUUGUUUUCAGCUUCAAAAACACACGUGAAAUUGCAGUUUACAGAAAACUUGAGGUCCAGUAUGGGAACUGGAUCUGGGCCCUGAGGAGUGAAAUGUUGACCAUUGAAAACCAGUUGCAUAACAGAAUAGAAAAUGGAAAACAUGACCAGAUUGAGCUCAGUUAUCUUUACAAAGAAAUGAGCAAGAAAUAUGAAGAAGUUAAAACUGCAAUGACAUUUUACUUUGAGGAUGAUAAAGAUCAAGAAAUACUGGCUCAGUGGCGAGGACAGUUUGAAAUCAAAAUAAUUGGAUUUCAUGAUGAACAGGUGGGAAGACUCAAAAAAAAACUGGAUGAGGUUAUUCAACAGAAGAUAGCAUGUGAGAAGCUUGGUGAAAAGAAGACAAAGUUUGAGUAUGAGCUGCUGGAAAAGAGCAAAGAAUUCGCUCUCCAGUUAAAAGACAGAGCAAAAGAUGAAGAUGAAAUUAAACACCAGUUCAAUUGUGUUUGGAAAGACUGGGUUAGUGAAUUAACCAAAGACAUAAAACCUAUUGAGGACAUUGACCUGGAGAAUGAUCAACUUCUUGUUCUUCUGGAACUUGGUAUUGACUGGAAUCGUAUCUAUGAAUCACAAACAUCUGGCAGCUACAAAAAAAUAUCAGAGCGAGGAGAUUAUACUGGUUAUUUAAAACAACAACAAUACAAAAUCUCCAAAUCCCUUUGGGUAAAGAGGGGAUGUUUUCAACAUGACGACCAACAACUGAUCAGGGAUCUGAUCAACAGUGUUGAAAAACAGGCUAUAGAUGUAAUUAAGAGCAAACCUGUUAGAAGAAGAGGCUACAGUUUAACCUACUUGGAAGAAGUUGCCAAAACUGUAAAAGCAGAAGUGACAGAGUUUGAAUCCCAGUGGAGAUAUGUUCUGAAGAAGGAGUUCACCAUUGAUCUCUUAUUGUACGUGUUUGACAGAGCAGAAUCUUGGCUUUUAGAGUCUCACAAAACGUUCAAGAUGAAUAAUGAUGCACACAUGUAUUUAGAAAGUAAGAAAAGUGAAUAUUACUGCAUGUUCAGGAGCUUCUGCAAAGAAAAUUCAUCUGCUAUUGCGCUUAGAGAACUGAUCUGUGAAAAACUGAAAGGUUCUAUUGUUGAGGCCAUCUGCACUAAGACCGCCAUUGAUCUCGCUGAAGAGAUGAGGUGUAGUUUCCCAGCAUUCAGUGGGAACAGGCUGAACUUGGAGAAACAUGUGUUGAAGUCACUGGCAGAGAAAGAAAACUUUAACGAUUACAUCACCUACAUAAGGUAUCCAAGGAGAUAUGUUGAGAGUUUCAUAAAAAAUGAAGUGGACAAAUACAUCUACAUGGACCACAGAGAAAAAGCACAGAAUACACUCAAGAAAAAUGUUGACAACAUCAAUUACCUGAUAAAUAUGGCUUUAUUUGAUGCUACAGCCAAAGUCAAAGCCCAAGCAGGAGACAUAAACAUGUGGCUGAAGGAGUUUUCCAGUUUGCUGAAAGAUACGCUAAUGUUUGUCUCAGCUUCUUCACAAAACUUCAAUGAUGUGAAUGACUUUGACUUUCUAAAAGAAGAGACAGAGAAAGGCCUUGAACCCAUCAUUGGGGAGAUGAGGACCCUCUCUCUGGAUAAGAUGAAGGAAUUCAGGCUGAAGACUGAUCAGAUUCUCAUUGAUCAGCUUUGUGACUGCUGCUGGGAAACAUGUCCUUUCUGUGCAGCUGUUUGUACAAACACGGUGAAGGAUCACAGUCCUGACAAACACUGUGUCCCUUUUCAUCGAUCAACUGCAAUCAAUGGAAAACAUGACAGAAUCUCAAGAGAAAUGGACAUUGACUUUUGCACAACAAAUGUUGCAAGUGAUGCUUACUUUUAUCCUCGACAUGAUUCAGACAUGGUCAUUCCCUAUAAAAUAUUCCAAACAGCAGGACCCCCGUAUGAUACCUGGAUCAUCACGCCUGAUGAGUCUAAGCUGAAAUACUGGCAGUGGUUUGUUUGUAGGUUCAAAAACAAACUGGAACACCACUAUGACUUAAAGUUCAAGGGUCAUGGAGAAAUUCCCAGUUCCUGGAAUGAAAUCUCUAAAGACGAAGCAAUUAGAAGUCUGGAUGAAAUAAUCUAAGUGAACUGACACAAGUAAAUGUGUUUGAGAAUUAGGAUAAAAUUUACAUCUGAAAUAAAUGUUUACAAAGUACUAUUUAAUGACUUUAAAAGAUUUUAGUAUCGAGAGGUGAAUUAGGUGAAACCUAAUGUCUUCACAAAAGUGAAACUAUGAAACAAGAGAUGUCACUGUAGUUUGAGGGUGAAGGUUUAACAUAGUUCAAUUUUUAGUCAGAUGAGAGUUCACAUAAUAAAGAAAAUAAAAUUUUAGAGUGGUUGAGAAAUCCCCACUUUGAUGUACAGAAUUUUGUCUGGAUGAAAUGUAUGAAUGUAAAGGAAGAUGAGAUUUUUUCACAAUUUAUGUCGAUUAAAGAAAACAAUGAAUACAAGAGAUGUAAAGGUUUAA